AUGUCCAACUACGACGACGACAACGGCGGUGACUUUGGCGGACGCGGUGGAGGCCGAGGUGGGGGACGCGGGUAUAACGACAACCAGAGCGGGGGUUUCGACAGUGGAAACCAGAACCAAGGGAGCUUCGGUGGAGGGCAGGGUGGAAGCUUCGGUGGGGGGCAUGGCGGAAGCUUCGGUGGGGGGCAGGGUGAAAGCUUCGGUGGGGGGCAGGGUGGAACCCUCGGUGGAGGGCAGGGCGGAAACCUCGGUGGAGGGCAGGGCGGAAGCUUCGGUGGGGGAAAUGACAACAGCAGCUUCGGCGGCAGGAACCAAGGUAGUGACUUCGGUGGAAAUGACAGCAACAACUUCGGCGGGAACGACAGCGGCAACUUUGGCGGCAACAACAGCUUGGGUGGCAGCGACGAUAACCAGUACAGCGGAGGAAACCGCGGUGGAAACCAGAAGAGUAGUUUCGGCGGGAACAACGAUGACAGCAACUACAGCAGCGGGAACCAGGGCAGCAACUACGGCAGCGGGAACCAGGGCAGCAACUACGACAGCGGGAACCAAGGCGGCAGCUUGGGUGGAAACUACUCUGGCUCGCAAAACAGCGGUUUCGGCGGAGCCAACUCCAGCUCGCAGACUGGCGGCUCUACCGGUUCGAAGUACGGCGCUGGCUCGUCCGGCGGCGGAGACUUCCUCGAGGAAGGCAUCCAGAGCGCCGUUGGCAGCGUUGCAAACCGCUUCGGAUCGAACCUCGAUGACUCUACCAAGAGCAACAUCAGUAAUGCGGUCUCCAGCGAAUUCAGUAACCUGACUGGCGGUCGUUUUUGA
Molecule: messenger RNA, 816 nt
Organism: Sparassis crispa
Lineage: Eukaryota; Fungi; Basidiomycota; Agaricomycetes; Polyporales; Sparassidaceae
Exons: 3
Coding region: 1-816 (271 amino acids)
Source: RefSeq, a predicted model, not a curated record